Molecule: messenger RNA, 1950 nt
Organism: Mytilus trossulus (common blue mussel)
Lineage: Eukaryota; Metazoa; Mollusca; Bivalvia; Mytilida; Mytilidae
Exons: 5
Coding region: 136-1737 (533 amino acids)
Molecular function (GO): protein binding
Source: RefSeq, a predicted model, not a curated record
CUUGUUUCUUUAAAUAGAACAAAAACUUCCCAGGUUUGUAGGGAACUCCCAAAUUCUUAGUCAUCAGUUUUAUCUGGAAAAGUCGAAAUCUGUUCAUAUGAGCAUAAUUUUAGCAGCAUUAUUUAUAAUCACAUCAUGGAUCGAGAAGAUAAGAGACGCUAUUUUAUUGUUGGAUCAGUAAUAUUAGAGAUAGUCACACCUAUGUUCCACCAGCGAGUGGAAAAAGAGUACAAGAAAAGAGGCUUUCCUACAUUUCAGGCUUUCCUCAACAGUGAAUCUGUGAUACAUAUCUUAUUUCACCUACGACAUAGAAAUGUAUGGUGCUGUGUCGACAAAAAGUCUUGUUCAAACCAUGAUGAACUGCCACUGGUCUAUGACGAGUGGGAUCUUCUAUACACGCCAAAGAAAGAUAUAGGUAGUAAUCACAGCUGUCAUUGUCAAUACACGGCUAAUUCUGUCCAACUAGAAGAACUAGACAUAUCAUUGGCUGGCCUGAUCUUGUUGAACUGUUUUGCUCUCGGAAAGGACAAAAAUGCCAUCAGUUCCCUCAGACAAUUUAAGAGUGAUUAUUUAUGUCAUAAUACAUGUGGCUCCAUGGAUAAGGAAGAGUUUGAUGCAUUGUGGGACGAUUUACAGGAUGACGUCCUACAUCUUGACCCCAGCAAACAAGAUGAACUGAUGCAGAUACAGGAGAGACCCCUGGAUGACCGUCUUAGAGUGAGAUACUGCAAGAUCCUACUGGGCAUUAUCAAACCUAAUGAGGUUGACAACAGAGAACCAGAGAGAUGUCCAAUUCAAGAUUUGUGUUCCACUUUGCUUGAAUUAAGAAAUCUGAUAGUCUCAAUGGACACAAGAUUGAGAUCUUCUACAUCUACUACUAAUGAGCCAAAUAAGGCACUUGGAGGUGUUCGAUGUCAGUCUCACACAGAUAGCUCUUUAAGAAAACAGUAUCAGCUAGGACAAGAUAUAUUCUGUCAACAUAGUGAACUUGACCUAACAAAAAUACUCAAUGAAGAACACACAGAUGAUAUAUCUGAUGCAGUGAUCAUGGAUGAUGGAAAACUUGUCAUCUGCUUGUGGAACACUAAAAAACUAUUGAUUUGUAAUGCAGAUGGAUCCCAACCAGAGAUAAUACAGUGCUUGGGACAACCAGUGAAAAUAACAGCCGUCAAUGACUCAACAGUAGCAGUUAUAUUCAUGGAAAUGCCACUUGUAGUUUAUACUUAUGACAUAAAUGCUAGACAAUUAUUGAGAACGAUAACAGUACCUGACAUGCAUCAUAUGAGUUCCGUCACAACAAUAGAGAACAAGCUUCUGAUUGGUGGAGAUCAAGGACUAUGGACUACUGACCCUGACACUGGAAAAACUCCACAGAAACUUCCAAUAGAGUGUCAACCCGUCACAGUACAUGCUUGUGGUGACAGAAUAUUCUACAAUGAAACUUCAAACGAAAAUAUUCUAAACUGUUACACAACAGCUGGUCAUGAAAUCUUCACGACUGCGUUACAAUCUUCGGCUACGAGUGUAUUUACACUACAAGAUGGUAGUCUUUAUGUAUCCUGUCGUGAUGGAACAAUACAACAUGUGUCGUCUGACGGAGAGUGGUAUACGACUGUUACCACGGAGGAACUGACAUCAAUGAAAGGUCUAAACGAUCCCAGAUACAAUCAAAAACAAAAGAAACUUAUAACCUUUAAUGAACCAACUGGAUUUGUGCACAUUUUCAACCAGAUGUAAAUUCUUUGUUCCUUUAUUUUUGCAUUGUAUUCUUGAACUUAUUGUAAAGGAAUUAUUGUUAAACAUUUUUGAUAAUUAGACAGUAUAUAAAAGAAUUUUUUUUAGAAGUUAUAUUUAUUUCCUUAAACAUGUUAAAGGAAGGGUUCGAUAAAACAAACAAUUUCAAAAUAUUAGAAGACCAGUGUUGUACUGUUUUGAUUUGCAUUAAAUUAC